Messenger RNA from Bombyx mandarina (wild silkworm), 784 nucleotides. RefSeq lists its product as uncharacterized. Lineage: Eukaryota; Metazoa; Arthropoda; Insecta; Lepidoptera; Bombycidae. The record is from RefSeq and is a predicted model, not a curated record.
AUGGGAAACGAAAAAUCAAGGAAGAAGAAACGAUCAUCAUCGGAAAGCAGUUCUAGCUCCAGUAGUUCCGAUUCAUCAAGAGAAAAAAAGAGAAUUCGCAAGUUAAAAAAAAAACUGCGUAAAGAACAGAAAAAGACUGAAAAAAUUAUAAAAAAGAAGUUAAAAAAGGAAAAGAAACGCUUGAAAAAAGAAUACUUGAAAAGGAGUCAGAGUAGAGACAAAAGUCCCGAGGUAUCUGCCGAUAUACCAGUUGAAUUGAUGGAGAUCUCAAAGGCCAUGGCACCGAUGACAAAAGAGGAAUGGGAGAAAAAACAGAGCAUUAUUAGAAGAGUAUUGGAUGAGGAAACAGGAAGAUACAGGUUAAUCAAAGGUGAUGGUGAAGUCCUUGAAGAGAUUGUGUCCAAAGAGAGACACAAGGAAAUCAACAGACAGGCUACACAAGCUGAUGGUGCAUUAUUUCAAGCUCAAACACUUCAUAAGUAGGGUAAUCAUGAAUAACUCACCAGUUUUGCGUGUAUCAUUCCUUAUUUUAAGUAUCUGAUACUUAGGAUUUUUUGCAGCGUUUAUUAGAAACUGCUUAGUUAUGAAAAUGAUUGGUACCAAAAACAUAAAUUUUUAAGUUGGUUCCUUUAGGGUAGCUGAUAGUUUUAUGGUUAUGCUUUAAUAAUAAAGUUGAGUGACUAAUGUUUCUCUAUUCCACUUUAAAACAUAGCAAGUACCUCCUUAAAUGAAGGCAACAUUGUUUUUGUUAUUUUUUAUGAAAUAAAAGCUAUUAUGAUUAUUA